Molecule: messenger RNA, 857 nt
Organism: Archocentrus centrarchus (flier cichlid)
Lineage: Eukaryota; Metazoa; Chordata; Actinopteri; Cichliformes; Cichlidae
Product: glutamine amidotransferase-like class 1 domain-containing protein 3A, mitochondrial
Exons: 5
Coding region: 93-767 (224 amino acids)
Source: RefSeq, a predicted model, not a curated record
AGUCUGCUUCUGAGUGCAGUCAUCACACCUCCGCCGAAGAGCUCUGCUACCACUGUGGAAAACUAGACGACCUACAGCUGUUCAAGGGAAUCAUGGCAAAGCAUGUUGCAGUUAUUCUGUCAGGUUGUGGAGUCUACGAUGGCACCGAGAUCCACGAGGCCUCUGCUGUUCUCGUCCAUCUGAGUCGUGAAGGAGCAAAAGUGCAGAUGUUUGCUCCAAAUUCAGAUCAGAUGCAUGUUGUAAACCACUGUGAGGGGAAACCUACAGAAGAGAAGAGAAACAUCCUGCAGGAAAGUGCCCGCAUCGCCAGGGGUAAAGUGACUGAUCUGGCCAAGUUGGAUGUCUCAGCAUUUGAUGCUGCCAUCAUCCCAGGGGGCUUCGGUGUAGCUAAGAACCUGAGUGACUGGGCAGUGAAGAAUAAGGACUGCGCCAUACAGCCACAGCUAGAGAAGGUCAUAAAGGACUUCCACAAAGCUGGAAAGCCGCUGGGGAUGUGUUGCAUCGCUCCCGUCCUGGCUGCCAAAAUCCUGCCGGGCUGUGAGCUCACUGUGGGACAAGACAAAGAGUGUGAAAAGUGGCCAUAUGCUCAGACAGCAGAUGCUCUGAAGGAGAUGGGCUGCAAACACGUGAACAAAGAUGUGGAGGAAGCUCACGUCGAUGUCAAAAAUAAGCUGGUGACCACCUCUGCCUUCAUGUGCAACGCUCCCAUUCAUAAAGUUUAUGAUGGAAUAGGCGUCAUGGUUAAAGAGACACUGAAACUGGCUUAACAAGAGUUUUAUUAUAUUAUUGAUGUUUAAUGUGCUUUUUUUCCAUCAAGUUUAUCAAGCUCUCUUACUUUUCUUUAACUUUACUGAUAA